GGAAGAACUAUUUCACUGCAUCUUCCUUUUUUAAUUCCUUCUCAGUUCUCAGUCUAUAAAUAGCUAACAUUUGCAUAAGCAGCUUUGUACAUCAACUCUCUUGCCCCCCAUCUCUGAGCUCUUCCCCAAAGUCCUCUUCCAAAUUCUCAGGUCUUCCUUUUUUCAGGGACUGCCAUUUGUACUUAUCAAAUUGAGAGUGGUUGAGACCUGGGAGUGAGAUUAUGGCUCCUGAUAGGAAUUUAGAGAAGUUGGCAUCGAUUGAUGCCCAGUUAAGGCUUUUGGUGCCUGCCAAAGUGUCUGAUGAUGACAAGCUUGUUGAAUAUGAUGCUUUGCUUUUAGACCGGUUCCUUGACAUUCUUCAGUACUUACACGGCGAGGACCUUAAAGAAACGGUUCAAGAAUGUUAUGAACUUUCCGCCGAAUAUGAAGGCAGGAAGGAUCCAAAGAAGCUGGAAGAGCUUGGUCAUGUUUUAACCAGCUUGGAUCCUGGGGAUUCCAUUGUCAUCGCAAAAGCUUUUUCUCACAUGCUUAACUUAGCCAAUUUGGCUGAGGAGGUUCAGAUAGCAUAUCGAAGGAGGAACAAGUUGAAGAAAGGUGAUUUUGCUGAUGAAAACUCAGCAAUUACUGAAUCAGACAUAGAGGAAACUCUGAAAAGACUUGUAUUGGAUUUGAAGAAGUCUCCUCAAGAGGUCUUUGAUGCAUUGAAAAAUCAGACUGUGGAUCUUGUCCUUACUGCUCACCCUACUCAAUCUGUUCGGAGGUCAUUGCUUCAAAAGCAUGGAAGGAUACGCAAUUGUUUGGCUCAGUUAUAUGCCAAAGACAUCACGCCAGAUGAUAAGCAGGAGCUUGAUGAGGCCUUGCAGAGGGAGAUUCAAGCUGCUUUCCGGACGGAUGAGAUCCGAAGGACUCCUCCAACACCACAAGAUGAGAUGAGAGCCGGAAUGAGCUACUUUCAUGAAACAAUUUGGAAGGGUGUUCCAAAAUUUCUACGACGUGUUGACACAGCUCUUAAAAACAUUGGGAUUAAUGAACGUGUUCCUUACAAUGCCCCUCUCAUUCAAUUCUCUUCUUGGAUGGGUGGUGAUCGUGAUGGUAAUCCGAGGGUAACUCCUGAGGUGACAAGGGAUGUUUGCUUAUUAGCUAGAAUGAUGGCUGCUAACUUGUACUACUCCCGGAUAGAGGAUCUCAUGUUUGAGUUGUCAAUGUGGCGUUGCAGCGAUGAGCUUCGUGUUCAAGCUGACAUACUUCACCAAUCUUUAAAGAGAGAUGCAAAGCACUACAUAGAAUUCUGGAAACACGUUCCACCAAAUGAACCAUAUCGUGUUAUACUUGCUGAUGUGAGGGAUAAGUUGUAUCAGACACGCGAGCGCUCUCGACAUAUGUUAGCUCAUGGAACUUCUGAUAUUCCAGAGGAGGGAACCUAUACCAAUGUUGAGCAGUUUUUGGAGCCUCUGGAACUGUGUUAUAGAUCUCUUUGUGCUUGUGGGGACCAACCCAUUGCUGAUGGAAGCCUUCUGGAUUUUCUGAGACAAGUUUCUACAUUUGGGCUAUCACUUGUGAGACUGGACAUAAGACAAGAGUCAGACCGCCACACUGAUGUUUUAGACGCCAUUACAAAUCACUUGGAAAUUGGUUCGUACAAAGAAUGGUCAGAAGAACGCAGGCAGGAGUGGCUUCUGUCUGAAUUAAGUGGCAAACGACCUCUUUUUGGACCUGACCUUCCAAAAACUGAAGAAAUUGCUGAUGUUUUGGAUACUUUCCAUGUCCUGGCAGAACUACCAUCAGAUUGCUUUGGUGCAUAUAUCAUCUCAAUGGCUACAGCACCUUCUGAUGUUCUAGCAGUUGAACUUCUACAGCGUGAAUGCCAUGUGAAGAUUCCUUUAAGAGUUGUUCCACUUUUUGAGAAACUGGACGAUCUGGAGGCUGCUCCUGCUGCUGUUGCACGACUUUUCUCUAUCGAUUGGUACAGAAACCGGAUUAAUGGUAAACAGGAAGUAAUGAUUGGAUACUCAGAUUCUGGCAAAGAUGCUGGACGACUUUCAGCAGCUUGGCAGUUAUACAAGGCUCAAGAGGAACUCAUAAAAGUAGCCAAGGAAUAUGGUGUGAAGCUAACAAUGUUCCAUGGUCGAGGUGGGACUGUUGGACGAGGAGGUGGACCCACCCAUCUUGCUAUAUUAUCUCAACCUCCUGAUACAAUUCAUGGAUCCCUUCGUGUUACGGUUCAGGGAGAAGUUAUUGAGCAAUCAUUUGGUGAGGAGCACCUGUGUUUUAGAACCCUCCAGAGAUUCACUGCUGCCACCCUUGAGCAUGGGAUGCAUCCCCCAGUCUCUCCAAAACCUGAAUGGCGUGCACUAAUGGAUGAAAUUACUGUAAUUGCUACAGAGGAGUACCGUUCUAUUGUUUUCAAAGAACCUCGUUUUGUCGAGUAUUUCCGCCUUGCAACACCAGAGCUGGAGUAUGGUCGUAUGAAUAUUGGUAGCCGUCCUUCAAAACGGAAACCAAGUGGAGGCAUUGAAUCACUUAGAGCUAUUCCAUGGAUCUUUGCAUGGACGCAAACCAGAUUUCAUCUGCCAGUUUGGCUUGGCGUUGGAGCAGCUUUCAGAUAUGCAAUCAAGAAGGACAUUAAGAACCUUCAAAUGUUGAAAGAGAUGUACAACGAGUGGCCUUUCUUUAGAGUCACUAUCGAUUUAGUUGAGAUGGUGUUUGCCAAGGGUGAGCCUGGUAUUGCUGCUCUUUAUGAUAAGCUCCUAGUUUCAGAAGACUUGUGGGCAUUUGGAGAGCGCUUGAGGACAAACUAUGAGCAAACAAAAACACUUCUGCUUCAGAUUGCAGGACACAAGGAUCUUCUUGAAGGAGACCCCUACUUGAAGCAGCAGCUUCGCUUGCGCGAUUCGUACAUCACAACUCUGAAUCUUCUUCAGGCUUAUACUCUUAAACGAAUUCGCGAUCCAAACUACCAUGUGGAGCUCAGACCUCAUAUAUCCAAGGAGUAUAUGGAAUCAAAACUUGCUGCUGAAUAUAUUCAGCUGAAUCCAACAAGUGAAUAUGCCCCUGGCUUGGAGGACACUCUCAUCUUGACAAUGAAGGGAAUUGCUGCUGGACUGCAGAACACCGGUUAAACUUAUUUUGUUUUCCUUUCUAACCAUUGUAAGAGAUGUGCUUUCCCUAAAAAACCAGCAGGUAUAAGCAGAGUAACCUUCAAUUGCCUUCCAUGGUUGCCCGGGCUGUAUGGUUAAUUUGAAUAAUUUGUAUCAUCAGUUUGUUGUGCUUAUACAAUUUUCGAACUUGAACAAUCUUCACGUA
Coffea arabica (coffee) is the source of this 3303-nucleotide messenger RNA. RefSeq names its product phosphoenolpyruvate carboxylase. The record is from RefSeq and is a predicted model, not a curated record. NCBI's taxonomy places the organism in Eukaryota, Viridiplantae, Streptophyta, Magnoliopsida, Gentianales, Rubiaceae. Gene Ontology annotation, biological process: carbon fixation; leaf development; tricarboxylic acid cycle. Gene Ontology annotation, molecular function: phosphoenolpyruvate carboxylase activity. Gene Ontology annotation, cellular component: chloroplast; apoplast; cytosol.